Molecule: messenger RNA, 5899 nt
Organism: Daphnia carinata
Lineage: Eukaryota; Metazoa; Arthropoda; Branchiopoda; Diplostraca; Daphniidae
Gene: ci
Product: transcriptional activator cubitus interruptus-like
Exons: 9
Coding region: 16-5073 (1685 amino acids)
Biological process (GO): regulation of transcription by RNA polymerase II
Cellular component (GO): nucleus
Molecular function (GO): RNA polymerase II cis-regulatory region sequence-specific DNA binding; DNA-binding transcription factor activity, RNA polymerase II-specific
Source: RefSeq, a predicted model, not a curated record
GCCAGAUCUUUCAUCAUGGAUCACAAUGCGGGACUGGGGCCUGGAGCAGGGGGCCUUCCGCUACACAUGCCUUCUGCGUUCGCUGCCUUCCCGCCGGCCGCGUCCGGGCCGGGAGCGCUGGCCGCUGCCGCCGCCGCGGCCGCCGCCGAUCAGCGCGGAGGACCCGAUGGCCGUUUCCUUUGGGACCCGUCGGGUCGCAUUCAUCCCACCUUCCAUGGACACCCAGGGUUGACUUCGUCCGGUGCGAGCAGCGCAAGUCUCCAGGAGCUAACACUAUUAGCAGCGGCUCGUCGUUCAGCAGCCGCGGCGGCCGCUGUGGCCGCAGCCGGCGGAGGCGGUGGAGUUGGUUCGGGUGGAUCUCAUCCGAUGGGCAUGGGAGUUCCGUCAUCCGGCGGUCCCGGUGAGCUUCAUCCGGCCUACCGGCUCAAUCCGUACGUCGAGCACCUGUACAGUUCGCUGCAUUCGAGUCCCACGGCCUCGCUACGGGGCCUCAGCCCGCUCGACCCUCGAGGUUUGGCCUUACAACAUUCGAUUGACUACAUGGCCAACAUGUCGGUGCUGGGAUCACGCAUGGGGGAGCUGCACCACUCGCCGUCGCUGCUCGGCUCCACAGAAUUACCCUUCUCUUUGGACGGUUUCGAUCUGGGUUCCCGUUUGGCCAGCCCACGACCCGCCAUCCGACAGAGUCGCAAACGAGCCCUGUCCAGUUCGCCUUAUUCGGAUUCGCUUGACCUGGGCUCCAUGAUUCGAUUCUCGCCCAAUUCACUCGUUUCCAUUAUGAACGGAUCCCGUUCCUCAUCCACCUCCGGCUCGUACGGUCAUCUGUCAGCAGGUGCCCUGAGUCCAGCCAUGGGCUUACCACCUCUGCCAACUGCGCACCUUCAGCAGUUGCAGGCACAUCUGAUUCGAACGGGAAGCCUGGGAGGCAGUUUGGGCGGCAGUUUGGGUGGCCAUGGCUCACCUUUCUAUCCGGGGAUGCUGCAUCAGUCCAGCAAUCAACCUCAUCAGUAUCCACAUAAUCUCUUCCAGCUAUCUGGUUCGGGAUUAGGUCAUCAUCCACCACCGAUGGGUCUCGGCUCUCACGGCCACCACAACAGUGGACAUCACACCAGUGUCAAACCAGAAUACGAGGCUGCAAAGAAAGAAUCUCAUAAUCCAGUGUCGAGCACUGUCGACACAGAAGCGCACAUGGAGGUCGUCAAGAUGCGGACAAAGAUCAAGAAAGAGCCGAUGGCCGCUGCGGCCGCCGUCCAACCACCCAAGGAAAUGUCUCAUCACCAUCAUCACCACCAUCACCUGCACGGUGGCGAGCCGAUGGACGAUGAAGGCCACGACGGGUCCGGCGACCCGAUGAAGGACGAGCCGGGCGAUUUCAUCGAAACCCACUGCCACUGGCGCGAUUGCGACAAGGAAUUUGCCACGCAAGACGAUUUGGUCAAGCACAUCAACAACGACCACAUCCACGCCAACAAGAAGAGUUUCGUCUGCCGCUGGAAGGAGUGCUCCCGCGAGGAGAAACCUUUCAAAGCCCAGUACAUGUUGGUCGUCCACAUGCGCAGACACACGGGCGAGAAGCCGCACAAGUGCACGUUUGAGGGAUGUUCAAAAGCGUAUUCACGCCUGGAGAACUUGAAAACUCAUUUGAGAUCACAUACCGGUGAGAAACCUUACAUGUGUGAAUUCCCAGGUUGUAGCAAAGCGUUCAGCAACGCGUCCGAUCGGGCCAAACAUCAAAAUCGAACCCACUCGAACGAGAAACCGUACGUCUGCAAAGCGCCAGGAUGCACCAAACGAUACACGGAUCCCAGCUCGUUGCGUAAACACGUCAAGACGGUCCACGGCGCCGAAUUCUACGCCAACAAGAAACACAAAGGAGGUGACUCGGCCGGACCGGGCCCGAGUCCUGGUGGCGGCAUGAUGGCCGGCGCCAGUCCGCGCAGUGACGACGGUGGCAACAAGACGGCUAGUGUUUCCAGCCCUAGCGUCAAAUCGGAAGAAGCCGGAUCACCCGGGCAGAUUGGCAGUCCAGGCACCGAGUCGAGCAUCAUGACGCCGGGCGUAGUCUCGUGCGCCGACACUUUCGGUCCGUCCGACGACCCCGACAGCGUCAGCACGGCUAACGGUGGCAUGGCUGACGUCCUGGAUCAAAAUCAAGAAUGGGCUGCUGAAGAAAUUGAUGAAUUCGACAUUGCAGAGUUGUCGGCCUCUGUUUCGGUAGCCUUGGGAGCUGGAGGUAACGAUGGUGGAAACAGCCCCGGAAGAGCAGCCGCUUUCAACCUGCAGGACAGGAAUGCCCGCAACCGCAUGAAGGGCCGACUCCAAGCCAAGCCGAUGCCCGCUUUGCUCUCUUUGCCCGGCAUCAACGGCCGAAGAGGCAGCGGAUUGAGCGAAAUCAAUCAGCGCAUCACCGAUCUCCGCAUGGGCGGAGGUAAUUCCACCACGGCCACUCAAUCUCCUCAAACGCAGAUGGGCAACCGACCCACCAGCCAGUUGCUGGGUCAAACAAUGCUCCUGCCGGGCAGCCAGCAAGAGAUCCGCAGAGACAGCAACGCCACCACCGUCAGCUCUUAUUACGGCAGCAUGAGAUCCGGAGCCUCGCCGCUUCCAUUCAGCCGUCGCUCGUCGGAAGUCUCGCAGAUUUCCAACGUCUCCGGACGGGCCGCUUUCCUAUCGUCUCCUUACGAUCCCAUCUCGCCAGGUAGUUCGAGGCGUUCCAGCGAAGCCUCCAAUUUCCAGGCAGGUGGAGCCGCUCAAACGACGUUCAUUGCCCAACCAGGUCAGCACCAACAGGUUGGCGUCGUUAGCAACCAGCCGUUGACGGCUUCGAUGGCCGCCCAGCUGCAGAAGAUGCAACGAAGAGCUUUGAUUAUGCAAAACAUGGCCUCUACUCAAAAUCUGGUUCUUCAGACGCAAAGCAUGUCCCUCAGUCAACAGAAUUUGGCCGCCAAUGCGGCUGUGCAUCCCAGCCCGAGUCCACAUCCCCAUCAUCAAUUCAAUUCUGCAUCCGGCUGGAUGAAUUCUGGACAGAAUCAGGCUAUGAAUGGUGGAGUUUCUUAUCCACGCCAGAGCCAAACACCCGGCGCUGUCAUGCCGUCGUACACGCAACAGCCGACCCAGGGCCAGCGUGAAAUGCGACGGGCAUCCGAUCCAGUCCGACCAAUGGCCGCCCAAACGGCUGUUCCCCUACCGCCUCUCAGUUCCGCUCUGCAGAGACACCACAGCGUCAACAACGUCCAGCAGCAGCCGAUGAUGCGCAACGCAAUGAACGGAAACAACAAUGCAGCAGCGCGAGGCGUGAAUGGAUACCCUCCCAAUCAUCCAAACAGUGGAAUCGUCCUGGAAGAAGUCGGCGAGGGCCACAUGGUCGAAGAGAAGCUUGUCGUUCCCGAUGAAAUGCUCCAGUAUCUCAAUCAGGUGAGUGUCAAUCAAGAUGGAAGAAUGGCAUCUCCACGAUCCUACUUUAUGGGCCGCAGUCCUCGACCUGAUUCAGCCCAACAUCAACAAUUCAGGGCGCUGCAACAACAGUAUCAGCAGCAGCAGUUCCAUCAAUUCCAACAGCAACAACAACACACGAACAAUCAGUACAACCAAACAGGAACGAUGGCCACGGGCAAUCAUUAUUCAGCUCAACAUCAACCCGGCAAUGCUAUGGUUGGCUACAACAAUGGCACACAGACGCAUAUGGCGGCCGGCAUCAGCCCGACACCGACUGUGCGUAAUCAACUGGGAAUGCAAGCGAGUCCAGCUUUGGCUGCUACAGCUCCGCAGCAUUUCAGUGGUCCAGCUGUUUGCCACCAAGCUCAGGUUGGCCAGCCACAAAGUCAGCAACAACAACUGCCUCCAAUGUACAGCACUUGCCCAGCUCAGUCCUCCCCUGUUGUCGCCAACGGUGUGGUAGGAGCUCAGCCGGGCCAACAACAACCCAACAUGGUUGGAUGUAACGCCAUGCAAUCUACUGGCUACUCGCAGGCUGCAAACUACGGACCCGGCCAUGCAAAUGGCGUCAACCCGUUGGCGUACAACAACUACAACAAUUCGGCUAACAUGCCGUGUAACAAUCAGCAGACGACAAUGCCAAUGAACAACGGUUACGUUAUGAAUCAACAAUGCGGUCACAUGCAAGUUGCCCAGCAACAACCAAAUCCAGUAGCUGUCCAGACGCAGGUUUUUAACAAUCCUUGUUCCCCUUGCACUGGCCAUCACCAUCAACAGCCGCAGCCCGUGUGUAACAAUAAUCCAGCCAAUAAUCAAAACUGGCAGUGCGGUUACCCAGGCAACAACACAAUCAGCGUGCCGCAACAACAACAACAAAUGUCGUUCCAGCCGCAGCCACACGACAAUGUUACGUGGCAGAAUAAUACGAUGCAUGGCGCAGGAAAUGGCCCAACGAACCACAUUCAGGCGACAAAUGCAUCUUCAGUAAUGUACAACAACAUGCAAAGCAAUGCCACAAUGGGCAACAAUUACAACAAUUAUAAUGGUCGCCCACCACCGUAUAACCAAGUGGCAUCCGCCAUCCAAUGCCAAGACGUUAGCCAAUCGCAGGAUUUCAUCAAUCGGGCUCGCAUCCAAGGAGCUGGACAACAGCCGAGCAACCAAGGGCUAUCAGCUACUCCAGCACAACAACACAACCAACAAGUAAACAACGCGGCCACAGCCGUCCCAUCCGUGGCAACUGGAGUAUCUACGCCGAGCAACAUGCGUCCUGAGACAUACCAGCGCACUCUCGAGUACGUCCAGCAAUGUCAGACUUGGGCGACAACAGGAGAUAGCAACGCUGGUGCACGAAUGGCCAAGGAGAACAAGCCUCCUCAUCAGCAACAACAACCUGGAGCUUGUGAGCCUCAGAUGACCAAGACUGCUGAGACGGCCGUAGUCGGACGGGCACUGCUCUCACCGGGCCAGGAUGCCGUUUCCAGCUCAACUGAUCGACAGGAAGCGGCGGCUGCGGCAGCGGCAGCUUUGUUGCCUUCGGCCGGCUCGGCCAAUCAGUCAAACAUGGUCGUUCACGACAUGAACACGUCACUCAAUUCCUUGAUGCAAGAGAACCGCUACUUGCAAAUGAUUCAGUAGUAGAGUACCAAUAGUAGAGACAUUCUUGUAGUAAUUGCUAUCGUGUGCUCUGCUUCUUUUUCUUUGAGUGAAUUCUAGUGCAAUAAGCUGGGAAAACCGCAUUGAUCAGACGUGACAAAACAAAUAUCCCGUUAGCUCCGUAUAACAAAAAACUGCGUGUGAAGAUCUCGCCUUAACUUCUUAUUGUUUUUGUUUCGUUUUUUUUUGUUUGCACUUAUAUUAUCACCUUCUUAUCAUAAUCUGAAAAUUUUUGUACAUUAGUUACGUUUCGCGAAGAAAUAUCGUGCAUGUAUAUCGAGUGCCAAAUAGCAGAAAAAGAAAACAAAAACAAAAAAAACAAAAAAAACAAAAAAAACAAAAAAAACAAAAAAAAACAAAAAAAAAAAAAAGAAGGAAAACGUAAAAACUUGGCCGUCAUAUUGUACUGAAUGAUCACCUGCCUUACUUUUACAGCUGUUGCGCUCCCAUUUUCCGUGGGACAAGUGUUUGUUGGGGAGGAGGACGGUUUGUGUUUGCCUGCCUUUUGAGUGUCCUUAUUUCUUAUAUCUGUUUGAAUAAUAUUUCUUGUGAUACUGCCUUAUUUUGAAUUUAUGUGUUAGCUCCAUCAAUCAUAUCUCUGGUGCCUUGACAGCUUAUGAUUUGCUGCAGUGCCAUAUCAGAGUGUCUUGGUACUUGUAUAACAAAAUGCCCAUCAUCAUAUUUUUUUGAAUGAUAAAAGUUUCUUCAUGUGGUAUGGCCUUAAUGGCAGCCUAUGAAUUGUGCUUUCGGGUACUUGAAAAUUGUACUUACAUGUCCAAUAAAAUAAACUGUACGCCUGUUGAAAGAA